Molecule: messenger RNA, 2731 nt
Organism: Vitrella brassicaformis
Lineage: Eukaryota; Vitrellaceae
Source: the annotation of a GenBank genome assembly
UCACACAGUCUCCUCCAAAUGCAGCGCAUCAAGCGUCAAUUCCCCACCAUCGGCCACCCUCUCCCUUGCCGUGGCCUGUCUGUUGCUUGGUGUAGACGUGUGUGUAGCAGCAGCAGCAGCAGCAGCAGGCGGGUGCAUCUCGCCCGGCCCGAAGGAGCUGGCGAUCGAUGACGGGCUGCCCUCGGUCGCUGAAAAUGACGGGAGAGAAGAGCAGGAAAUCUAUGUCGCGUUAUUCGUUGUUUGUGUUUGUUUGCACCCGAGAGUAUGGAGAUCGCCCGCCGGUUUGCGGAACGGAAUGCCUGGUCCACCAGCAGAUGCACGUCGUACAAGCCCUGAGAAGAGAGUACGAUGGGUGGAAGCCCAUGGCUGGCUGUGGCUCGUUCUGUGCUGACUGCGUGGCAUUCGUCGUUGCUGGUGAGGGCUGAUGGCAUCAAACACUCCACGCCCUUCCGAUCGGGCAGCAACACAGCCUGAGGCACACAACAUGCCAUGGAGACAUUGUUGGCUCCCAUCCAUCUCUUCGACGCACCUCAGUGGUGAAUACGCAUCCCGAGUCCCACUGGUUGGUCAAGGCGACGGAGUAGUCAUGGCCCUCCUGCAGCACUGACGUCCGGAUCUCUAGCCGCACGGGAAACGUCACGCCACACGGGAUCUUACACGGCAACACAGACUUGAUCACCAGCUGCAUACAAAGACAGAGACAGGGUCCAUGGCGCAACAUCAGUGCAACAGUCUUGACGCCCUCAUUACCUUUGUGAUGGGUGUGAGUUCGCCGGGCGGUCUAAUUGGCUUGGUGAACAGCACGGCGCGCCUCUCCUGCCCCCUCUCCCCGCUCACCGCUACACCCGCAAUCCACUUCUCAAAAUCAUCCCGCACAAUCGGCGCCUUGCGAUUGGACGACACCUCAUGUGUCAGCAGGGAGCCCAGAGGCUGGCCUAUCAGCCGCCUGCAGUACUCGUCGAUGGCGUCCACCAUGUGUGCGGGGGUAGGGUAGUCGUCGAAGCCGACCCAUAGUGCGCCGAAAAGCUCGGAUGAGACGCCAUGCCGGACCUCCACCAGCACCUGAUCGGGCCGCACUGUCCCUGUGGCAGUGCCUCUCUCGCCCCCUCCCCUUGACGCACUCUGGCUGGGAGAACAGCCAAGCGACCACACUGACGACGCCGGCGAGAAUCUUCCUGACACAAAUCCGGCUCUCACACCAGCUGCGGCCCGCGCGUCGUGCGGCGAUGGCGGCACGCUCGAUGCAGGGGACGAGCGACACGCCGCCCCUGCCCCUCCCCCUCCCCCAGUGACGAUGCCAUCGGCCGGGUGGUUGUUGGGCAGCGAUGCCGACUGCGUGUGGUACACGGCAUGGGGGGACGAGUGGGGCGAGCUGCGAGACGAGAAACCGCUGGCGGAUCCGGGGGACAGAGGGCCACGGUAGUCCGUCUUGAGGCGCGCUGCACUCGGUCCUUUUGGCGGUCGUCCGAGGGCACUGGGCGUUGGGGGGCUCUGAUGCGCGCCACCCGGGCGCUCAUCAGUGCUGCGGCUGCGCCGGGUGGUCCUCUCGGGCGAGAGCGAUCGAGAGAUGCGGCGAUGGGGCCGUGAAUCGUGAUGGUGGACGCGUGGGGGAGGGGGCGGCCUCGGCGGCGGCAUAUCAGCACCUCGUCUGCCCUCCUCUCUCGCCCGUCUCUGUGGUGGCGUGUGUGAGGGGCUGCUCGAUGACUGCCUGCCCUGCGGAGGGGGCGAGGGGCUCCUGGGCGGGAGAUACAGCUUCAAUGGCGGCAGGUCCGUCCUCGGCUGAGCCCUGGAUGCCCCACCCCCAUAGUAGUGCCUCUGUCUCUUGGCCGCCUUGGACGACGUCCGACUGGUCGACUCCGAUGUCCAUCCACCGCCACUCCUCUUGCGCGGAUGCGGCAGGGGGAGGCCGUCGUCAGACAGGACGGCGUCGAAGGAAGUGUCUCGACCGCCAUUGAUGCGGUGCCGUGGCUGGUGUUCGAGUGCAUGGUCAGAGUGGUCGUCUGGCCAUGCGUCGGGGUCGUCAAGUGCCGGAGGGGCUGAGGGGUUGCUGGGGUGGGAAAGGCGGAGGGGCGGCUCUUGGAGGGCAGGAGCAGGAGGGCGAUCAUCCACUGGGGGAAGCUGCUGAAGGGACAUACAGAGAAAGACUGUAUGUGGGAGAAACUGAGCCCCUUCAUUCUUUUACCUACCUGAUGUGUGACGUGUCCGCGGCUUCUGAGCUCGGCGACGACGCCCUGAAUGGCCGACGACGGCUCGCCCAGCUUCAGCAGCACCGCCGACAAGUGAAUCCUGAUGGUCCCAGGGUCGGCAAACCUGCACCUCUCGCCAUCUCCAUCCACACCAAUCUCCCCCCUGCCGCUCUCCCUCUCGCCCCCGUGGAUGCGUGUCUUCCCCUGGUCGAAAGCCCGCUGGCAGUCCUCCUCGAAGACGCACCGCUUCAGUGCCUUCAUCAGCAUCUCUCUCGCGCAGUGGAGGUAGAAAAGCCUUUGUGCCUGCCGCUUGGCCACCGACGCCCUCUGCGCAUAUGCGAUGCCCUUGGAUAUGAGCCUGUCAACCGUCGGCGAUGCCUCUGCAAUACCACGCAAUGCAGCGCAGUGCAGUGCAAGCAUACACCACGACGCAUGCAGACGGCUGAUGGGCGCUUGGCUUUGCAAUGGUGUGGUUUGUUACCGGAGUCUGGCGGUGAUGGAGAAGGCUCCACGUGCCGCAAACAUUGAGGGCAGACACUGCCCAU